CUUGGUCACCACACACUACCUGUAACUCUGUCACGCAAAAAUCUUUCCAUAGCUUCACCUUCUCUGUUUACAGUAUCUCUCUCAGCUUUCUCUCUCUCUUACUUUUGGCCAUUUACAGCCCUCGUUUUUCAGUUGCUGUUAUCUCUGUCUCCAGUUUCUUCUUUUGCUCUCUCAGGUCAUGUAACUGUACCCCAAAACUACAGUCUUGAAGGUGUUCUUAUUGUUGCUUUAAAGGGUCUUUUCUUGAACAAUGUGAUGUUCUUUCCUCUGUUUUGUUAAUGUCCAUUUUCUUAAAACUAUUCUAAAUCAAUCUUCGUAGGCCUUCAAUCAUGGAUUCUCGUCACUACAAUCUUCUUCUUGUGUAGUCCAUUUUCUUGGAUGUUUAAGGUUGUCUACUUCUGCUAAUGCCCGUUUGUCUUGAGUUUGUUUUAAAAAGUUGAAAGAUGCAGUUUUUGAUCAUGGGUUUUCGUUAAUUUGGUUGCUAAUGUUCUCUAAGCCCUUUACCACUAUAGAGCUUGGCUAAAAUUUAGCUAGUUUUUCAAAAUUGUAACAUGUAAUUUUAAUCUCUCAACUACAUUUUGUUCUGUUAGUGUGCUUUCUGGUGGGACUUAGUUUAUGAAAAGGAAGCUUUUCUUGAUAAUGAAGUAAAGAAAGCAGUGUUAAUGGAUCCAAAUCUCAUUGAAGUCAAACGUAAAUAAGAUCUGUGCAUAUGGAGAGAAUCUGUUCUUUCCGUUAAUUCAGACUCUUUUUAUUUCACUGUGGAUUCUGUUCGCUAGCAUCAUUGAUUUUUAACUAACAGGAUAUCAUUUCUAAACGAUUCUUUGGUUCCUGAUAUCUAAUAUACCGAUAUCAUUCUUUAUAAUUCCUUGAAAUGUAAGAAUCUUUAGCUGUAUAUGUUUUCUUACAGGAUUAAAUGUAUCCAAAAUGUUUAUUUCGGGACUUCACUCCCGCUUUUGUUUAAUGUCUUUCUGCCCAUAGGUUCUCAUUGUUACCUUCUCCUAUGCAAGUUUAGCUAUCUUACUGGCCUCUCGAGUAGUAAAUUCGGUCGGAGUCGUGUUUUUAUUUUAUUUUAUCUUAUAUUAGUUUGUUAACAAAACUCAAUCCAUCUGCACCGCUUCAUAUUCACCAAAACUCUGAGUUGUCAUGGAGGAGACGUUUGUUCCCUUGCGUGGAAUAAAAAAUGAUCUUAGAGGAAGGCUUUCGUGCUACAAGCAAGACUGGAAUGGUGGUUUCCGUGCUGGCAUCAGGAUCCUUGCUCCAACAACAUAUAUAUUCUUUGCUUCGGCAAUUCCUGUGAUAUCUUUCGGGGAACAGCUAGAAAGAGAUACAGGUGGAACUUUGACUGCAGUGCAAACUCUUGCAUCCACAGCACUUUGUGGCAUCAUCCAUUCGAUAGUUGGAGGGCAGCCCCUGCUCAUACUGGGGGUCGCUGAGCCAACAGUGUUGAUGUAUACAUUUAUGUUUGACUUUGCAAAGGACCGAAAGGACUUGGGGCCUAAUCUCUUCUUAGCCUGGACAGGAUGGGUUUGUGUGUGGACAGCCUUGUUGCUGUUCCUGCUGGCAGUAUUGGGUGCAUGCUCCAUAAUCAACAGGUUUACACGUGUUACUGGUGAAUUAUUUGGUCUUCUUAUUGCAAUGCUCUUUAUGCAGCAGGCCAUAAAGGGACUUGUUGAGGAGUUUCGCAUACCCCAGAGGGAAAAUAUUAAUCAGACUGCGCUUCAACCUUCUUGGCGAUUUGGCAAUGGAAUGUUUGCAUUGGUUCUCUCCUUCGGCCUUCUUCUGACUGCACUAAGGAGCCGCAAGGCUAGAUCCUGGCGCUAUGGUACAGGUUGGCUACGAGGAUUCAUUGCAGAUUAUGGAGUUCCACUUAUGGUGCUGGUGUGGACAGCCAUAUCAUACAUACCAGUUAAUGAUGUUCCAAGAGGGAUCCCAAGGCGGCUUUUCAGUCCAAAUCCAUGGUCUGUUGGUGCACACUCAAAUUGGACAGUCAUCAAGGAAAUGGUGAAUGUGCCUCCUUUAUAUAUAGUUGGAUCAUUUAUUCCCGCAACCAUGAUUGCUGUGCUUUACUACUUUGAUCAUAGUGUUGCAUCACAACUUGCACAGCAAAAAGAGUUCAAUUUGAAGAAACCAUCUUCCUAUCACUACGAUCUUCUUCUUUUGGGAUUUUUGGUUAUAUUGUGUGGUCUUAUUGGCAUUCCUCCUUCAAAUGGUGUAAUUCCUCAGUCUCCAAUGCAUACGAAAAGCUUAGCUACCCUGAAACAUCAGCUUUUGCGAAAUAAACUUGUCUCAACAGCCAGAAAAAGUAUGGGUAAAAAUUCAAACCUGUGUCAAUUAUACCGAAGCAUGCAAGAAGCAUACAAUGAAAUGCAGACUCCAUUAGCCUAUCAACAGCCUCCUUCCCUGGGACUGAAAGAGCUGAAAGAAUCCACAAUCCAGCUGGCCUCAAGUACUGGCUACAUCGAUGCACCCGUUGAUGAAACUGCUUUUGAUGUGCAUAAAGAUAUAGAUGACCUUUUACCAGUUGAGGUCAAAGAACAACGUCUCAGCAAUCUGCUCCAGUCAUUGAUGGUUGGUGGCUGUGUUGCUGCUAUGCCUAUUCUGAAGAAGAUCCCAACCUCAGUUCUUUGGGGUUACUUUGCUUUCAUGGCUAUUGAAAGCUUACCAGGAAAUCAAUUUUGGGAGAGGAUAUUAUUGCUUUUUACUGCUCCAAGCAGAAGAUACAAGGUGUUGGAGGAGUAUCAUGCUACCUUCAUUGAGACGGUUCCCUUCAAAACAAUUGCCACCUUCACUUUGUUUCAGACAGCUUAUCUGCUUCUAUGCUUUGGCUUAACAUGGAUUCCAAUAGCUGGGGUCCUUUUCCCACUGUUGAUCAUGCUUCUUGUUCCAGUGCGGCAGUAUGUGCUCCCUAAGUUUUUCAAAGGAGCCCAUCGUCAAGACUUGGAUGCUGCAGAAUAUGAGGAAGCUCCUGCUGUAUCUUACAACAUGACGUUUGAAGAUCAGGAUCCGCAAGCAAGAAAUACUAAUAUUGAUGGUGUGGAAAUUCUUGAUGAAAUGAUCACACGAAGCCGUGGCGAGAUCCGGCAUACACAAAGCCCUAAAAUAACAAGUUCUACUCCAGGUUCAGUGGAGGAUAUAAAAUCUUCAUAUAAUCCAUGUCUUUCACAAAGGGCAUACAGUCCACGCGUUGGUGAAUUGAGGGUGGAUCAGAGCCCAAGAUUUUCUGGAAAGGGAGUUGAAUUAAAGCAAAAUCCUAGUCCUGGGCCUUCUAACCUUGGUCAAAGUAGUCACGCUUCAUCAUCAUGCUAAAUUCAUAAUUCUGGUUAGGUUAGUUGUCAGUAUGCUCGAGAGGUCCUAUGUUAAAUUAUGUUACCAAGUGUCUCUUGUAGGAGUGUGUUUUCCUUUGUGAUGUCUGUUAGUGUUCAUUGUUCUCCAUCUUCCAGUAGGCUGGGCAGAAAACACGUAUAUGAUAAUGAAAAUAUGUCAUUUGCGCUGA
Messenger RNA from Populus nigra (black poplar), 3493 nucleotides. RefSeq names its product probable boron transporter 2. The transcript is spliced from 12 exons. Gene Ontology annotation, molecular function: solute:inorganic anion antiporter activity. Gene Ontology annotation, biological process: transmembrane transport; monoatomic ion homeostasis; monoatomic anion transport. Gene Ontology annotation, cellular component: plasma membrane. NCBI's taxonomy places the organism in Eukaryota, Viridiplantae, Streptophyta, Magnoliopsida, Malpighiales, Salicaceae. The record is from RefSeq and is a predicted model, not a curated record. Bases 1144 to 3306 code for a protein of 720 amino acids.